Molecule: messenger RNA, 2508 nt
Organism: Aphanomyces invadans
Lineage: Eukaryota; Oomycota; Saprolegniomycetes; Saprolegniales; Verrucalvaceae
Exons: 2
Coding region: 1-2220 (739 amino acids)
Cellular component (GO): plasma membrane
Molecular function (GO): oxidoreductase activity
Source: RefSeq, a predicted model, not a curated record
AUGGCUGCCGAGUACAGCCUCCAACGCACGCCCAAGAACGCGGACUCGGACGUGUUGGCGACCUCUUCGCCCCUCGUCUCCAAUACGGGCUUCUCGUGGUUCAAUCACAGCGCGUGGUGCCUCACAGCGGCAGCGCAGCUCACGGCGAUCGCUUUUGCGACCAUGUACUACACCCCCGUCUACCGCGAUGACAUCAAGGUCGCGAUGAACGGAUGGUGGGGCGCCGACCCGAACGGCCCUCGAGAUGUGUGGAACCUCCUCAAACUCGACCCCCCUGGAAGUGGCCAUGCCGAGAUGGUCAACAUGACGUACGUCCUGUUCCUGUGCGCCGGACCGUUUUUCGUUGGCGUGAUCGCGUACACGCUCGGGGGCCAGCUCGUGACGGCUCCCUCGCGCGUCGGCCAUGCCAUUUUCCGCACCCUCCGUCGCAAACCGACGUGGGUCUCGCUCAGCUACGGCGAGAUGCUCUUCGUUCUGCUCUUGACCCUCGGCAAUGCCAUCGUGCUUGGGUGGUACAUGAAGGGCAAGUGGGAUGGUCUGGUCAAGAAGGGCCUGCACACAAAUGACAGCUACGUCCUUGAGGCGCUCGCAAUCACCCUCGCGAUGAACGCCCGCUACACGAUGAUGUUCAUGGCGCUGCCCGUGACCCGCCACUGCUACUGGAUGGACAUGCUCAACAUGUCGUAUGCGCAUGGGGUCAAAUACCACAUGUGGAUGGGUGUGCUGAGCCUCGUAUUUAUCGUGGGCCACAGCAUCGGGUUCAUCGUGGUGCACGUGAUGCGGGACGAACUGCACGACAUGGUGCUGUGUUUCGACUGCGAUCUGGGCAAGGAAGGGCUGAUGCCGUGGAUCAACUUCUUCGGGAUCCUCGCCACGUCCAGCUUCAUCGUGCUCGGGAUCACGUCGAUUCCGUUUGUCCGGCGCCACUACUACCAAGUGUUCAAGUACACCCACUACUUGUUCAUCCCGGCGGUGGUGUUUUCGAUCGUACACUACUACAACAACAUCCUCUGGUUUUACCCCGCCAUCACGCUCUACAUCGUGAACCGCAUCAUAUCGCAGGCCCAUUCAAACGUCCCGACCGAAGUCGUCGACGUUGCAGCGCUCCCGAACCGAGUCGUCCGCCUCGUCCUGCGCCGGUCCACGGCCGCCAACGGUCAGUUCACCCCCGGCGCGUUUGCCUACCUCCGCGUCCCGGCCAUCUCGACCGUCCAGUGGCACCCGUUCAGUAUCUCGUCGUCGCCGGCGGCGCACCCGGACACGUUUACGAUCUACGUCAAGGAUCUCGGCGACUGGACAUCUGCGUUCUACGACCAUGCCGUAGUGUGCCAGACAGCCAACAAGCUCCCCGUUGUGUACGUGGACGCAUUCUACGGCAGUAAAGAGAGCGAAGUCGCCCCGCACUCGAACGUCGUCCUGGUUGGCGGCGGCAUCGGCGUCACACCGCUCAUCGGCAUGCUCGAAGAAGUAUACGAAUCCGCGCGCCAUGCCACUGUGAACCGCAACGUUUGGCUCAUCUGGGCCGCGCGAGACCUGAGUUUGUUCAAAGAAUUCGAGCCGCUCUUCACCAAACUCCGUCAGUUCGACCCCGCCGGCACGGUGUUUCGCGUCAAGCUGUUCUUGACGCAAGCUGCCGACGGCGCCGCACUCGAGUACACUGCGAAUCACGCCCCCCUCGCGCUCGCGACGCGUGAAUUCCACCCGACCGCGCCGUUGACCGCACCACGGCCGUUUGCGCGGGCCCUCAAGUCCGUGCCGCUCCAGCUCGCUGCGUUCCUCACCGCAUUCCUCGUGAGCUGGAUCGUGCUUAUGUUUAGCCGCUGGACGUUCCGGAUUCGAGGCGGCAACCCCGCGAACUGGCCCAUCCAGCGCAUCGUCGAAGUCGUCAUCAUCGUGGUCGGGGCGUACGUGUCGUAUAUUGUGGUCGGGUUUGAGAAGGCGACGGCGCCGACGGCCAAGGCGAACGCGGCGUCGAUGUAUUUGCAUGCGCAUCCCAACGCCGCGCCGGCGACGGCGGACUUUGUCCACGAGUUCCGCGUCGAGGACUCCCGUCCGGACUUGACCAAGCUCUUGGACGCUAUCAACGCUGAGGCGCGCGACGAAGCCCCGAUCGGGGUGUUUGUGUCUGGUCCCAAGUCGCUGUCCGACGCCGUCGACACGGCGGCUCGCCACGUGAAUCACAAGCGGUUUGACGUGCACUACGAAGAAUUUGAGCUGUAGGAACCGACGUAGUCUGGAUACCAAACCACUGUUUUACUAUAUACGCACAUGACAUCGUUCAACUCGACUGUAGUUCGCGCUAAAGCGAUUGCCGGACGAGGGCGCGUCAUGAUGAAGGCGUGGCUGUCUAGCCGUUUCCUCGCGUUGUCUACACCUUCGUGCCGAAGUCCGAAAGUUGUGGCAGUUUGUAAAGGCUUGGCGCGUCAAUUUUAAGCCACGCCAACCACGACGAGAUCUAUGUUGAUCGGUUUUACGUGUGUAUUAAGUAAAACAGUGGUUUGUUUGCCC